Molecule: messenger RNA, 1573 nt
Organism: Nematostella vectensis (starlet sea anemone)
Lineage: Eukaryota; Metazoa; Cnidaria; Anthozoa; Actiniaria; Edwardsiidae
Product: mitochondrial substrate carrier family protein ucpB
Exons: 4
Coding region: 162-1112 (316 amino acids)
Biological process (GO): transmembrane transport
Source: RefSeq, a predicted model, not a curated record
GUAUCCCGCGCUUAUCAGACGGGAGUGGUUUCCCGGCAUAAAGUACUGUACUCGGUUGUAAUGGACUUCGCCGACGCAGCGAUAAGAUUAGAACUUUGCUGCUAAAAAAACACCAACUAGAUGGAUCCUAAUACUAUUUGGGCAAGUCUAAUUAGCGUGAUAUGAGUAAAGCCUCUGAACGCAAGAUGAAUCCGAUGUUUUCUGAACACGUCGCAAGAUUCGUACUUGGGGGUUUGUCUUGUAUGACUGCUACAACUGUGACAAACCCCAUUGAAGUAGUAAAGAUUCGAAUGCAGCUUGACAAUGAGCUUGGCUCAAAACACAACAGCAAGGACAUAUUCCGUGAACGCUAUUACAAGGGGCUAAUUAGGACUGGCCUCUCACGUGUCUACCGUGAGGAAGGAGUGAGGGGGCUAUACAGAGGGAUCUUCCCAGCAUUGUUGAGGCAAGCUAUUUACAGUUCAACACGCCUUGGUGCUUAUGAACCUAUAAAAAAUCUACUUGGGGCCACUGACUCAACUUCAGCUGCAUUAUGGAAGAAAAUUGUUGCUGGGGUCUCUUCAGGGGUGAUUGGAAGUGCCAUUGCAACUCCUACUGAUCUGGUCAAGAUACGUUUCCAAGCCGUCAAGAUUGGAGAGACUAUACCUUACAAAAAUAUGUUCCAUGCCUUUUAUAAAAUUGCCAAGAAGGAAGGAUUUCUUGGGCUGUGGACAGGAAUGAAACCUACUGUGAAGAGGGCUGCUUGCAUCAGUGGUACCCAGAUUCCCACUUAUGACCACACUAAACACUUGUUGUUAAAUGCUGAGUUGAUGAGGGAGGGAGUAGCCCUGCACCUAGCCUCUGCCUUGGUUGCUGGUUUUGUGGCGACAUGUGUUGCAUCACCCGUGGAUAUUGUGAGGACAAGGUUUAUGACCCAACCCAAAGACACCAAAGGAAGGCCUUUAGUCUACCAAGGAACACUCGAUUGUAUUUAUAAGACAGUUAGACAUGAGGGGAUUUUAGCCCUCUAUAAGGGAUUUUUCCCUAACUGGACUAGGACUGGUUUAGAUACUAUUAUCAUUUUCUUUGUUUAUGAGCGACUUAGAAGAUAUGCUGGCCUUGAUCCUAUUUAAUUUCUAGACAUUGGUAUAGUACCAGGAAUUAUUUGAUAUUCAGUUACUUAUUUACUACACGGUUUAUCUACUAAAAAUUUUUUAUAUUCAUAAAUUUAUUUGCAACAGCUGUCUUUAUAUUUGUGUCAUCAAUGCAACAAAAUAAGAACAGUUCAUGAAUAACUUUCAACACUUAGUGAAUAUCCAGUCUUAUUGACAGAACCAGGCAAAUCAUGGUCAUGCGGGCAGCCUGUGUCUUUUUUUAUUUAUUACAGAAAAUGAAUAAACUUCUUGGUUGUUACAUUUCUUUCUAGAAAUGUGUCAAUUUGAGGUUCUGUUGUAAACAGAUUUUGAAUUAUUUGCCUCUCUUAAUGUGCCUGGCCUGGAAUAUGAGCAAUAACGUCAUAUUAGAGAGGUUCUCUUCAUUAGUGACUUAUUCAUUAGCUGAUUUUAAAGCAAUAAAGGGUGAUUUCCUAAUCUCA